CAUUUACAGAGGGGGAAUUUAUUGCGGGACGACGAAAGGCAGAAUAUUGACGCGCACACUCGGACUCCGGAAGUGUGCACGCAUUUGGGGCUGGAAGGGAGGAGGUGCCACUUGAGUUCUUUCAAGAAGUUAGGUCGGUUAGUGCGAAAUGUGAGCGGCCUGGACUUGUUGCCGCCGCCAUGACCACGUGUUCAGUCUCUAAGGGCUGCUUUGUGUUUAAGCCAGCUUCUAAGAAGAGGAAGAUAUCUUCAGCAGCUGACUACUUCAGUAAAGAUAAUAAUGACUUAGAGGAUCAUGGGCUACGAUUUGAUACUUGUCAGUUGUUAUGGAAACAGAUUAAAUGUGAAACAGAGCAACUACAAGAGGACCUGAAUAAAAAACUGUUCAAUGACCUCAUACAGUUUUUGAGACAAUCUCACUCAGACUUCAAGGAGAAGAAAACAGAAUGGGCUUGUCGGAUAAAGUCUAGUGAAAUUCCUGCUGCUGCUGUAGUUCUAGGUGUGAAUGUUACAGAUCAUGACCUGACAUUUAAAAGUCUCUCUGAAAUUCUUCAAAAUGAUGUUACACCUUUUGUAGUGUCACUGAGAUCCAAAGAAUGCCCAGAUAUAAAACACCUUCUGCAAAAGAUGAUGAUCCAAUUGAUGGACUGUCAUGUAGAAGUGGACUCAUCUGAAGAGGAAGAAUCUUCCAAGAUUUCCCCAAGUAGGAUACACUGCUCCGUGGCCAAUCUUACUAAGUGGUAUAGGAACAUAACAAAGACAACUGAUAGUACAGCUUCGUACAAAAAAACAUCCUCAUCUAGACAUUGGGAGUCUCCUCCAGUUGUUGUUAUUUUCAAGGACAUGGAAAGUUUCACUACCAAAGUUUUGCAAGACUUCAUAAUUAUCAGCAGUCAUUGUAUACAUGAAUUUCCACUAGUGCUCAUUUUUGGAAUGGCUACCUCUCCAAUGAUCAUCCACAAGUUACUUCCUUGCUCAGUUUCUUCUUUGUUAUGCAUAGAACUCUUCCAGUCUCUUUCUUGCAAAGAACACUUGACUAGAGUAAUUGACAAGCUACUUCUGACAAGCCAGUUUCCCUUUAAACUUAGUGAGAAGGUUCUGCAAGUUCUAAUAAACCUAUUUUUAUACCACGAUUUCUCUGUUCAGAACUUCAUCAAGGGAUUUCAGCUGUCUCUUUUAGAACAUUUUUAUUCCCACCCACUCAGUGUGCUGUGCUGUGAGCUGCAAGAAGCUAAGAAGAGAGUAAAAUGUUUAUCUCACAGUCAGUGUGAAAAUAUUCGAAGACUGCCAUCUUUCAGAAGGUUUGUUGAAAGUCAAGUAUCAGACAAGCAGACUGCAUUGCUGACGGAUGAUGACUAUUUAAAGGAAACAGCACAGGCAUUGCUGCAAGAUUUGCAUACUUACCAUGAAAAUUUUUACCCAGUUCUCAAAUGUCUUCAUGCUGUCACAUCCUCUCUUCCAAAGUAUCCAUUAGGCAAACAAAUCAGAGAGCUGUAUUGUGCAUGUUUGGAGAAAAAAGUGUGGGAAACAGAGGAAUAUGAGUCAGCCAUGCAGCUAGUGAGAAUGUUGGCCAAGAAUGACUUGGUAGACGUUCUUGAAAAAUGUGUGGCAAUUCUUGCAUCCUGUCCUGAAAAACAUCUUGGAAACACUUCAGAGAAACUGAAGGAGUACUUGGGCCGACUUAGAAAUCCUGAAGCUGAAGCCAGUGAUGAUCACGAGAAGUCCAUAUCCUCACUGAAAGAACUUCAAAAGAAGACAGACCUCUAUCAUCUUCAGAAGACUCUGCUGGAGAUGAAAGACUCAAGAAGGCUUAAGAAACUAACACAAUUUGAAAUGCUUCGUUUUGAAGUUGUUGACUUUAUAGAUAGCCUUGUGAAAAAUUUCCUUGCUCCUGCAGAGAUGCAGACAUUGCACGAGGUGAUGUAUUUCAGUGCAGCAAAUACACUCCGGGAGCAUUUGAAUGCUGCCCCACGGGUUGCUCUUCACACUGCUCUCAAUAACCCCUAUUUCUAUCUGAAGAAUGAGUCCCUGAAAAGUGACGCUGGAUCCAUUUCCAAUACAGCUCCUGAUAUUUGUAUAGCAUACAAGUUGCAUCUGGAGUGUGGCAGGUUAAUUAACCUUGUCGACUGGCUAGAGGCUUUUUCAACUGUUGUAACAGCAGCAGAAAAUCCAAAUUCUACAGUCAAGGACCAGAUGGAUGAUGUUACCCAUGCUCGUUUCGUUAGAGCAGUCUCAGAACUAGAACUCUUGGGAUUCAUAAAGCCUACCAAACAGAAGACUGAUCAUGUGGCAAGGCUGACAUGGGGCAGUUGUUAAUAUGCAUUGGUUGAAAAAGAAGCCAACAGCUUAAAUGUAACAUUUCUCAGAGAAGCAUUUUGAACCCAACACUUUAUGUGUAGGAGGAAAACAGAACUCUAAUCCUUUUCAAGAAAGUUGUCUGAAACUACAGAGAACAUGGGCAGAAUCCUAGCUCAGAAUGAAGAAUGCACUUCAAAGCAAGCAUGGAUAGGUGAGCCUCCAAAUGCAAGGUGCCAGCUGCGGAAUUCCCCAAAAUGCAUAAAAGCCUGAAGGAAGACUAGGCUUUCACAUUGAGAACAUUCUUCUUGAUUUUCUGGUAGUCUGAACAAUACUUGUGGAGUCUCAGUCAAGUCAAUGGAUCCAUUAGAGUGAAAUGCAAACUGAGUUGACAUGCUUUUUCUUUUUCACCUUCUAACAAAUGUUACAUCUAAGUCCUUCAAGGAAAAGGUUUACUCAACUUUAUGACCUCCCCCCACAGGGCUAGGCAAAUUUGGAAAUAUUAGAAAAACUGUAUAUUGUCUCUCCCCUGCAAGCAUGUGCCACUCACAGAAUAGUUGCCAUUAGUCAAAUGUUAUUGGCCUGUAAGGAAGAACAAGGCUAGAAACUGGAGGUUGGGUGAAUAGUAAGGCUAGAUAGAACCUGGGAGUGGAGAAAAACAGCAAGGGAGAAAAAGGUGGCAGCUGGGGACAGGAAAGGGAAUGAAACAGUGAGGAAAGGGAAUUGGCUAGAGGCUAGGACUGGGGAAAGAGCACAGAAAAAAGGGUAUCUGGGGCCCCAAAAAAGAUUUGGUGAGGUCUGGAAGCAAUUCACUCCUUCUCUUCCUGCCCACUGAAUAGCUGAUGAGCAGCAAAGUCAUGAAUAAGAAUGAGAACAUGUACCUUUCUUCAAGUUUUAAAAAGUACAUUUUUGAAAGUGACAGGAAGAGGAAAGCUUCAGAGGUAUUCAUUGAAGAACCCUAUUGCAUGUCACUCCAAGCUACCACACAAAAGGGGAAAAAAAGAAAUAAAAGACUUGGACCACCCUAAAGAAGUUAAAGAACGCUUGAAUGUGGAGAUGGAGGGCAUUUGUUAUAACUUGAAAAGACCUAUCUAGAUGUUAACAUGAGAAUUAAAACAAACUGGAGGUACAAAAAUUUUAAAAAUUAUUUAAAAACCAACUGGAGCAACAAUAGUUCUUACAGAAGGGACAUACCAGGUUAAGGCUUUAGGAUGGAGAAGGCUUCCAAACAGUUUUGAAAAUAGCUUCCCUUCUGAAUCUUCAGUUUAGAGGAGAGCCCCUGGCUCAUAUAACAUCUGAAGUCUGGCUCUCAAAUGCUAAUUGAUCAGCUUCUGGGCAAUUAUGCAAGGAAUAUGCCCCCCCCCCGCCUCUGUCAACACACUGGCAGACAAAAGGGAAGCUUUCUAGAGCUUCGUUUUUUCCACCUUUUCUUCCUGAACUAUCAGUCAAUAGUUUUUGGGCAAUUCAAUUAACAUACAUCUAGUAUGCCAAUAAAGACCACCUUUCUCUUCUCUCUCUCUAUAUAUAUAUAUAUAUACAUAUAUAAACACACAAGUUAGAAGUAAAUGUUUUAUUCUUUCAACUAAAUUCCAGUACUACAAGGGCAGUAAAACAAUGAUACACUGAAAAAUUGCAGCAAUAAACAUUUGUUAAAGACUGAUAGAAUAAAUAAAACCUACAAAAAUGAGAAAUUAUAUAAACCCAUUCUUAACCCCCCCCCAAAGGUCAUGGAAUACAGAAAUGCCCUCCUUCACUAUUUCACAGGCAGUACUGUGGGCUAUUUGCUUUAAGUUGUCCAGGAAUUACAUUCUAAUUUAAACUGUGAAUACAGCUUUGCAGUGCACAGUUAUGAAAACCACACUAACUUCAGUCAGAAGUGUCAUUCUACACUUUUAUUUACACAACCAGUGAAGGGGCAGAGUUCUAGUACACCAGCUUUAAUCCUUUUACUUUUCAAAGUUAUUAACAUAAGCCAAAUUGUAAUGAUACAGCAAAUGAGACCACUGGUAUUAACAGGUAGCAAAGGUCCACAUCCAGGUGGUACUGACAUCAGGGAGCACUCCAAAACCAGUUGCUGCAUAAGAGUGGUUGCCACUGACAAAAGCUUGAAAUAACCAGUGUAUGGGGGGGAGGGGGAAUAUGGCAUUGUUGCAAGUCUUUAAAGGACAGCUUGCAACAAUAGAAUAGGGUUUCAGGGCUGCCCACAUAUGCAGAAAACAUGAUUCAUGAAACAUCUGAAAAAGAAAAAAGAAUCAAGUCAGGGAUAAGAACUGAUUACAUCAUUUAAAGAUAUGACACAAGCCCUUAGUAAGUUGCCUGAGCAUAUUGAGAGCUACUGAGCUGGAUUCUACAUUCCCGCAGAUGGAAUUCUACCAUGCUAUGCUUCCACUGACAAAAUGUGGAAGACAGUUUUCAUGAAUACCCACUGCAGCCCUCUGCGCCCCCCAUCUCCUCCAGAAGUUUGCUGGACCCUGUGGAACCAUAUAGGCAUAAGUUCAAAAUACUUACAACUUGCAGGCUGUUCUCCAUAUCGUCGCAUGAUCUGGUCAUGCGUGAACUUCACAAAUGCGUCAUACUGUUCUGUGAGCAAGGAAUAUUCCAAGUGAGUUGAGUAACCAUACAUGGAAAGCAUUUGAUGACCAAUAUCUACAGGACAACCAGUCCAGAAUACAUUAACAUUUAAGCACAUGACCACAUACACUUGCCUGCACUGGCUCAAAUGUCGUGCCUAAGCAUCUACUAACACUGAAUCCCUUAACCUUUCUCCUCCCUGUGCUGCAGUAUCUGAAUACAUCAUUUUUAGUUGCCAUUUAUAGUAAGUUCUUAAUUAUGCUGAAAUGAGUUAGUGUCCAUCAUGAGAACCUAUAAUUACUUAGGGGAUUUGCAUUAUAUGCACACCCAUUACAUUUCCGCAUACUGCAAAUUUACAUUUCUACCCAGUUGAGAAUAUAAGCUUUUCACAGCAAAGCUCAGGUUCUAUCUUGAACAUUUUCUUUUCAUUAUACUGAACUGAUUAAAGGAAAAUCAGAAUUGCUAAAGAUGGAAAUACUAAACUGGAGUUCUAUAAAAAUAAUGUCCAUUGCAUCUCUGUUGUAAUUGAAUGCAAUUAAGAUGUCUCCCACACUAAAGACAUUCAAGGCAGAACUGAAUAGUCAUCUGAGUGGGAUGGUGUGACUUGGCAUCCUGUAUCAGCAGGAAGUUGGAUGCAAUAGCCUCCUUGGCCCCUUCCGACCCUACUAUUCCAUGAAUCUAUGAAGAUGAAGCCAGGAAGCUAUAGAGUGUUAGUGUCUUCCUUUCCAUAUUAAGAAUUAACUGACAAGUUAUGUGGGUGGACAGAGAAUGUUGACUAGACUGAUACCAUUAUACCCUUCUUCCCUCACAUAAUCUGCCUGCAAAGUGACAAGUUGUCAGGCUAAGUGGCAUCACCAUUAAAAAGCAGUUUCAUUAGCAUCAUGAUUACAAUACAGUGUUUUAAACCUCCAUCAUUUCAUUCAAAGCAGAAAGCAUGAUGAAAUGCAUAAUGCUUGUCCAAGUAGCUUGGGAAAGCUGUGAACACUUGGGAACUACUAUGUGAAAAUUCAUGUGGCUGAACUAUUCUUUUUACCCAUCAAGUGCAGGAAUAAUACCUAGUUAAUAAACUCAUUUUGCUACUGUCUACAUAUUGACUGCAAGUUUGAAUAAAGUCAAAAAUCUGCCAUUCCUCCUUUGGAAAAAGUUAAUUAGUAGGAACCCAGAGAGCUGCAAUCAUGACCCAGGAGGCAAUUCUUUAUUCACAACAGUUGACUGAUGACUAGUUCACUGUAGCUUCAUACAUAUUAUAUGUAUAGCUCACCUUUUUUCCUUUAAAGGAACUCAAGGUGGCUUAAAUAAUUCUCAUCCUCUCAAUCUUAUUCCCACAACAACCACCCUGUGAGGUAGCUUGAGCCAAGAGUCUCUGACUAGCCUAAAGUGAGCCAGUUAGUGCCAUGGCUGAGUGGGGCUAGAACCCAAAUCUCCUGAGUUCCAGGUGUGCACUCUUUAUUACACCACACUGAUUCUCUCCUUUUUCAGUUUGCCUUUAUUAUCUUUUAUCAUACCUGCAAGUUUUGUGGUCAAGAUUUCUUCAUACUCUUCACGAAUUUUCUCUUCACGUUCUUUGAGCAAGCGUUCACAGAUCAUUCCAACCUGUCUGAGAGUAAAGAGGGGCUGUUCUUUUUUCAGUGGUGAUGAGGCUACAGAUGAAGUACCUUUGAAUAAAUAAUUCCAUAGUUAGUUCUAAUGUUUUAGAGAUUUUUCAGAUCACUCAUCACUAUAAGCAAUACAUUUGCUAAUGUUUUAAGAAUCAGACUUAAGAUCAAUGUGAGCAGCCCAAUCAUGUAACUUUCUCUGCAUGAAGCUUUUCAACACAAGCCUCUGGAUUAAGUACUUUGCGAUUUAUUGAGCUCAGUACUUAAAGCAAGCAUCAGAAGAAGCACAGCAUAAACUGUAAAUUGCCAGAAACCACAUACGUGUUAUUUUCCAAUGGACUGAAAUAUCCACAAGUAGUACAUUCCAGUAUUCCUCUGAGUUCUGCCCAUGUAACAAUCCAUGGACUAUGGGAAAGAAACAAGUCAUUUUUCCUUGAUUCCUCCUUUCCCUGCGGCUUUUGCACCACCACUCACAACAUGCUAGAAGAGCAGUUUUUCCAGGCAGCAUAAGCAGCUUCAAGGAAGAAUCAGCACAAGUGCUUCCAAAGUCAUUUCCACAAACAGGAGUUCUUUCACUUUCAGAAGGGAGUAUCUGGGUGCAACCCAAUCUGUCUUUUAACAAAUAAUAUAGGGCCUAUUUGCUACAAGCUAUUUUAUGCAACAUGAAUUUGCAGCAUGGGAGCAGCAGAUGCUUUGACAAAUCUGCUAAAGGCAGGCCAGCACUCCUAGGAGGGUGAGUAAAACACUAGAGAUUACAGACACCUGGAGCACCUCCUAUCAAUACCACACUUCCCAGUAUACUCCUUACCCCAGGCCAUCUUGCUGCUGGAAAAUGGCCAGUUUAGGGUUGCUUUACCCAAGAAUGAUGAGAACUAGAGACUACAAUUUUUAGCUUGGCAACAAAGCUAGCUAAAAUGUGUGGACCACCGGUACUACUAAUGGUAGAUGUAGCAAGAGUUUGUAGAAUCCCUAGAAAGGAGAUGUGUACAUAAGGCCUACCCUGCAGUCUCCAACCCCAAAAUUUAGUCUACUUGAGGAACCCCCCCCCAAAUAAGUUAUAUGCCUAAUGGGUUCUCCCAAAGCAGUAAGCAGCAUAUUAAAGUAGAACAAAUAAAUCAUUCAGUCAAAUGCCAUGUAAAAUAGAAACAUCACAUUGGAGGUCAAGAAUAUAAGGAAGCUUUCCUAAGCUAACAAAUUAAGGAGUGCUCUCACCUGCACUCAUUCCACAAAAUGCUAAUGUCUAAGAAACAGAUACAGUUUCACACUGGGCCCAACUUAAGGCUAUUGACUAAACAGUCAAGGACCAGGAUAUCUGAAAGGCUGUCUUCUCCCAUAUGGAUCUGCCUGUGGGCUUCUAAAGCCCUGUUGUAUAUCCCACCACUUAGACUGGAAAUAGAGAACACCUCCUUGACUUGUGCCAAUAGUAAAGCCUCAGUUAUGAAAUUCCCACCCUCCCCUCAAGAUUAGACUCCAGCCUGUUUGAUAACUUUCACAUGGGCAGUGAAAGCAUUUUCUCAUUUGAUGUUUAAUGGUUUUUAAAUUGUGAUCCAAGCUUUUCACUCUGUUGUUCCUAGUGUAAAUACUUUGCUUUAAACGCAUUGUAGUGUUUUGUUUUAUGAAUUGCCUUGGGGGUCCUUCUUAGGGCAAAAACCGAUAUCAAGAUGAUUUAAUAAAAGAAAUAUUAGCACUUUUAUUUCACCCUUAAGUUUGCUUUGCCUUUCAAAAAGAUUCAUUAAUUUAAUAAUCCUUUUUAAAAGAGAUAGUUUUUCUGUUAUUUGCUGAUCAUGUGGAAAGCCUCCUCUGAAUAUCUUUGGGCAAGAGGAAAACUUCUGCUUGCUCAAAAUUGCUUCCUUUCCUUCCCCGUUCACCCACACUUACCCCCUAAAUCUCCCAGAAGGGGAAGAAUCCAUCUGCCAACAGUAUCUGUUCCAUAACUUUCUGGGCUGUCAGAAUUAGUACAGUGCAAUUCCCCACCCCAUUUUGUGAUGAUGCUAUUUCUACAACAGGACCUUCUUAGUGAAAAACAAUGGACCCAAGGCCAAUCUCACUCCUCUAGAACCUGGAUAUAAUAAACAUUAUGGGGGGGGGGCUUACCUGGCAAAGCUGGUCCAGAAAGGAGAAAUGCUUGUGACUGUGCAUCAGUAGAACAACAGGGAUCUGUUUGCUGAAAGUUUUCUAAGUGUCUUCUCUUCUGCAUACGUUUGUACUCCUGUUUUAUAUUGUACAGAAUUUGCUCUAUAAAGAGAAAAGAUUAUCAACUGA
Varanus komodoensis (Komodo dragon) is the source of this 8722-nucleotide messenger RNA. It is a transcript of the gene ORC3, whose product is annotated as origin recognition complex subunit 3. Gene Ontology annotation, molecular function: DNA replication origin binding. Gene Ontology annotation, biological process: DNA replication; DNA replication initiation. NCBI's taxonomy places the organism in Eukaryota, Metazoa, Chordata, Lepidosauria, Squamata, Varanidae. The record is from RefSeq and is a predicted model, not a curated record. Bases 180 to 2315 code for a protein of 711 amino acids. Gene Ontology annotation, cellular component: DNA replication preinitiation complex; nuclear origin of replication recognition complex; nuclear pre-replicative complex. The transcript is spliced from 21 exons.